This is a messenger RNA of Camelina sativa (false flax), 1639 nucleotides long. RefSeq names its product aspartic proteinase PCS1. Lineage: Eukaryota; Viridiplantae; Streptophyta; Magnoliopsida; Brassicales; Brassicaceae. Gene Ontology annotation, molecular function: aspartic-type endopeptidase activity. The record is from RefSeq and is a predicted model, not a curated record. Gene Ontology annotation, cellular component: extracellular region. Gene Ontology annotation, biological process: proteolysis.
AGUCACACCUUCCAUUACUCUCCAUCAUCUCUCUCACUUCACAAAAAAACACACAAAAAAAUGUCUCCCAUUCCAAAACCACUCUUCUUCUUCUUCUUCUUCCUCAACUAUGUUGUAUCUCUCUCAACCUCACUCUCCAUCCACCUCCCACUCACCUCUCUCCCCAUCUCACCCAAAACCACAACCUUCACAACCUCCCUCCUCUCCAGCAAAAACCCAUCUCCACACUACCACUUCCGAUCAAGAUUCAAAUACUCAAUGGCUCUAAUCAUCUCACUUCCUAUAGGAACACCACCGCAAACACAACAAAUGGUUCUUGACACAGGAAGCCAACUCUCAUGGAUCCAAUGCCACCGCAAAAAGCUCCCACCAGUAACAUCGUUCGACCCAUCUCUCUCCUCUUCUUUCUCAACCUUACCUUGCUCUCACCCUCUUUGUAAACCAAGAAUCCCAGAUUUUACACUUCCCACUUCUUGUGACUCGAACCGUUUAUGUCACUACUCGUAUUUCUACGCUGAUGGAACCUUCGCUGAAGGUAACCUCGUCAAAGAAAAAAUAACUUUCUCUAAUACCGAAAUUACCCCUCCUUUGAUACUUGGUUGCGCUACUGAGUCCUCUGAUGAUAGGGGUAUUUUGGGAAUGAACCGUGGUCGUCUCUCGUUCGUCUCUCAAGCUAAGAUUUCGAAGUUCUCUUACUGUAUCCCACCCAAAUCAAACCGGCCCGGUUUUACACCAACCGGUUCGUUUUACCUCGGAGAUAACCCGAAUUCGCACGGUUUCAAAUACGUUUCACUGUUGACUUUUCCUGAAAGUCAACGAAUGCCAAAUCUUGAUCCGUUGGCUUACACUGUACCGAUGAUUGGGAUUAAAUUCGGUUUAAAGAAGCUUAACAUUUCCGGUUCGGUUUUUAGACCCGAUGCAGGCGGGUCGGGUCAAACGAUGGUUGAUUCAGGAUCCGAGUUUACUCAUUUAGUGGACGCAGCUUACGAUGCAGUGAGAGGAGAGAUAGUAAGACGUGUUGGGCGGCGAUUAAAGAAAGGUUACGUGUACGGUGGAACAGCUGACAUGUGUUUCGAUGGAAACGUGGUGAUGAUCCAACGGUUGAUAGGUGAUCUUGUGUUUGAGUUUACUAGAGGAGUUGAGAUACAUGUUCCGAAAGAGAGGGUUCUUGUUAACGUGGGAGGUGGGGUUCACUGCGUUGGAAUCGGACGGUCGAGUAUGCUUGGAGCAGCUAGUAAUAUAAUCGGGAACGUUCAUCAACAGAAUCUUUGGGUUGAGUUCGAUGUGACCAAUAGAAGAGUUGGUUUCGCUAAAGCUGACUGUAGCAGAUUACUCUGAGGAAACGGGUUGGAUUCAGCUACGGUGGGAAUAGAGUUCUUCUGGUGGACUCGAUUCGUUCGAGGAUGUUUAAUCGGACGGUACAUAGUUAAUAUCAGUUUUGAAUGAGGAUGUCCUACAAAAAAUAAUUAAAAGUGUUCACGUAGAUUUUUAUGGUUGUACCGUUUUGUACAUUAUAUGGUUCAUAUUAACUUGGGGAUGUUACAUAAAAAAAAUAUCUUUAUAUUUGUCACUGUGGAUUGUUGACUCGUGCUGAAAGACUUGUGGAUGAAGAAAAAUAUGAGAUUUAGAUUUGAGAAUU